CGGAGCCGCGGCCGCGCUAAACUGCUGUCCCGUGGUGUGGCCUUGCUUUUUCAGCGGCGAGCGCUCGGUGGUGCCGGCCCCGGCAUGUGGCGUCUGACGGGACUCCUGGGCCGAGCUCUUCCCCGUCUGCUGGGACCUGAUCUCCGGGGGGUGACCCCCACCACCAGUCCAGAUGGGCCUCAGGCAACCCCCUCCACCUUGCUGGUGCCUGUGUCCAACUCUGACAGGUCAGGCCCAGGCAGGAGCAGGGACCCGAAGUCCCAUGGAUGGAAGGAUGCCUUCCAGUGGAUGUCUGCACGUGUUUCCCCGAACACCCUGUGGGAUGUCAUCUCAUGGGGCACCCUAGCUGUGCUGGCCUUGCACCUGGCAAGGCAGAUCCAUUUCCACGCAUCCCUGCCAGCAGGACCUUGGCGAGCAGAACGUUCUUGGCAUAGUCCUUUGCACCGUUUCCUCUUCCCUCCCUGGUGGCACCCACACUCCUCACUGCGGAGGCACAUUCUUCCCAGCCCUGAGGGCCCAGCUCCCAGGAGCACUGGCCUCAGGGAACCCAGGCUGGGCCAGCAGGAACCCACAACUCAGCCUGGGAGCCUCCCUUCAUCCAGCUCUCUGAGGGCAGCUAGUCUUCAGGACCUCCCUGAAGAAGGUUCCAAUGAUUUGGGCUUCCUGCAUACCAGCAGUGACUUCAAGUCCAAGGCAAAGCCAGGCCAGCCCCAGCCCCCUGGUGAAAAGAAGGAACAAGAUAAAUCACAAGCUCUUCCCCUGGAGGAGGCUGUGACUUCCAUCCAGCAAGUCUUCCAGCUCAGCGUUUCCAUCGUUUUCAACUUCCUGGGGACAGAAAACAUGAAGAAUGGGGAUUACACAGCAGCCUUUUCUUAUUUCCAGAAAGCCGCAGACCGCGGCUACAGCAAAGCACAGUACAAUGCGGGCUUGUGUCAUGAGCAUGGCAGAGGCACACCCAGGGACCUCAGCAAGGCAAUCCUCUGUUACCAGUUGGCUGCCAGCCAAGGCCACAGUCUGGCUCAGUAUCGCUAUGCCAGGUGUCUACUGCAAGACCCUGCCUCCUCAUGGCACCCUGAGCAGCAGAGGGCCUUAUCCAUGCUGAUGCAGGCUGCAGACUCAGGCUUAAGAGAGGCCCAAGCUUUCCUCGGGGUGCUUUUCACUAAGGAGCCACACCUGGAUGAACAGAAAGCUGUGAAUUAUCUUUGGCUUGCAGCCAACAAUGGGGAUGCACAGAGCAGGUAUCACUUGGGAAUUUGCUAUGAGAAGGGCCUUGGUGUAAAGAGAAAUCUGGGAGAGGCUAUGAGAUGUUACCAGCAGUCAGCUGCUCUGGGAAAUGAGCCUGCCCAGAAAAGGCUGCAGACCCUUUUUUCCAUGGAGGAAGCAGCCCCAAAGCCUGGCCACUUGGCAGUAACAGGACUCAAGUCUUUCUCCAGCCCCUCCCUGUGCAGCCUGAACACCCUGCUGGGAGGUACCGCAGGCCUCCCCCAUGCCUCAAGCACAGGGAACCUCGGUCUCUUCUGCAGAAGUGGGCAUCUUGGCACCAGCCCUGGAGUCCCCAGCAGGGCUUUCCCCUCCUUGGAAAGGAGUCUCGUAAGACUUGGUUUUGGCUAAGAUCUCCUGAGCCCUAAAGAUGGAGCCUGUGAGUUCUCAGCGAUACUACAACUUGAGUCCCAAAGAAGAGGCCAGUUCUCAACUUACCUUCCCAAAAACCUCAAGUACCUUCCCAGCACCUUAAAAGGAAAGUACAUGAAGACCAAGGUUCUGGCUCUGCUGCUUGCCUAGCCAUGUCACCUUGAAGUGGUGACCUGACUCCAUAAUACUGUUUCCUCAGCUGUUGAUCAGGAGCAGUGGUGUGUGUCUUUAUACUUUAUAGGAUUGAAGUGGAGUGUUUCAGUUCGAAAGACCUACGUGUUCACUGGUCCUCCAGAGUUAGGUGAUGCCCAUGAUUCUCUACCCUGGCUUCUAUUUUGCCAGUUCUUUCUGUCACUUUAUGUGAAAGCCUUAUCAUCCUGCUGAUAUGAGGAAGUAAAUGGAGAUUGGCUACCUGGAGUCUUGGAGUUAGAGAGUGUAGAUUAAGAGUCCUCAUUUGGGAAAGGUGAGCCAGAAAUGUAUGAGUGUUUAAUAAAGCAGAUAGUGGACUAUCUCAUCACUGUUGCCCUUGAGUAUGUUGGGGAAGGCCAGGAGGAGCAGGAGGAGCUGAAAGCUGAGGCUCCAUCCUCAUCUCUUAAACUCUCCAUUAACCAAUUUUAAGAGUCUUAAAAGCUUCUCCAAGAGAGAGACUUAGAAAAAAAUGAUUUCUGAGUCAACGCUAAUGACUUCAAUAAAUGAAUUUGUGAAUUGCUGUUCCCUGGCUUCUGGAUGUUAGCCCAAGUUCAAUAGCAUAGAUGUGGUUUAAGGGUAUGGGGUGGGAGGGACCAAGGAGCAUUCCACACACAUCCCUCCCCACUCCCACCCCUGCCCCAUGACUGAAAGGGAAGGACCAGCCAGGUGGCCAUUCAAAGAUGAGGGUAUCUGGGGGGAGAAAUGGUCCUCAUUUCCAUCUCUGCUGCCCACCCUCACCUCUCUCAUCCUUUAUGUGGUCCUUACCAUACUUCUCCAACACCUUGCUCACCAUUAGAGCUCCAGAACCUCCCCUAUGGCUGCUCUGCACACUGCCCUCACCGCCCUUAGACCUUACUAACCCCCAAAGACAGUGUUCCUUGGUAGCGGGGACCUUGACUUUGUAUUCUACUAGCCCAGCACUUACAGCAGUGCUUUGCAGGGUAAGGUUUUGAUGCUCAGAGUUUUAAGCCAUUCAGUGCAUGAAUUUCUAAACCCUCUGCCAAAAAAAUAAAAACGUUUUCUGUGGUCAAAUAAGUUUGGUAAGCACCACCUUCCAUGUUUGACAUCUCCUUUUUAUAGAUCCACAGUACCCAUAGCAUAUUCCAGGCUCCAAGAAGUCCUGCAGUAAGAACAUGACUAACCCCAUGUGUUCCUCCUGCAAGUGGCCUGUGAACCUGCCUGGGCACCCUGGGAAAUGUCAUCUCCAACCUAAGGAUGAAGAACCUGUGCUUGUGGAGAGAGAAGGGUGGAAGUCGUGAGAGAUGUCAGGGGACCAAAAACUCAACUGUAUAGUCACUGUGGUCUCCAUACCACCCCAGGGGACGGACUUCAUGAACAGACCUGGCAACUGCUGUGCCUUUGUCAUU
Molecule: messenger RNA, 3188 nt
Organism: Castor canadensis (American beaver)
Lineage: Eukaryota; Metazoa; Chordata; Mammalia; Rodentia; Castoridae
Gene: Dele1
Product: DAP3 binding cell death enhancer 1
Biological process (GO): extrinsic apoptotic signaling pathway via death domain receptors
Cellular component (GO): mitochondrion
Molecular function (GO): protein binding
Source: RefSeq, a predicted model, not a curated record